Caenorhabditis sp. 36 PRJEB53466 is the source of this 13304-nucleotide messenger RNA. The record is from the annotation of a GenBank genome assembly. NCBI's taxonomy places the organism in Eukaryota, Metazoa, Nematoda, Chromadorea, Rhabditida, Rhabditidae.
AUGAUUGAAGAACGGAGAAAACGGUUCAUCUUUUUAGUAGGUGAGCUCAUUUAGAGGUGUUUUUCUAACGUGUGAAGAAGUAUCUAAACGUAUACAAUUUUUUAUGAACACAAAUGAACACUCUUGCAAUAAAGAUGCUAAAUAUUACCGAGCCACUGCCGCCGACAACGUACCCUCGUACCCACCCAAUUGUUUUCGUUUUCUGUGACAUAAUUGCUCGUUUCCGCCUUAUCUAAUUCAUCAUUUUGCCCAUCUGGUGCGCUAAUUCGGCAUCUCUAUGUUUUGCUUUCGUCGCCAGCUGCUUCUUCGGCUUCCCUGUUAAAAAUUUCUUCUAUAGAAUCCUAAGAAAAUGUAAGUUCAUAAAUUUUUUGAGUGUCAAGUUUCUGUUGAAAAGAUUACUUCCUCUCUCCUCACUAUCAGUUUUCUGUGCAAUAGUCCCGGAGGAUGAUAAAAGUUGGUUGUCUAACAGUCGUCUCUUGGCAGUGAAAUGAAAACAUUGUUCCCAUCAUUAAGGCUAAUUGCCGGCUUCUUCACGGCGAGCACUUAGAAACUCAGACACUUUUCACCUCUUUCUCUUCGUUCCCUCUUCUCCCUAGACCAAUUCAUCAUAAAUCAAACCAAAUAGAGAAGGCACUGCCGUCCAAAUAAAUAAACAGGUUCUUCCUUCCUUUUGAGUAUCUAUCCACUCGGAGAGUCUCUUUUUCGUACAUCUCUUUUUUGAUAAUAUGCAGCUUGGCAGAUUUAUAGCAGCAUGAGCUUUUUGUUUGAUGAGGAGGUAUUAGUUUCGUUUCGCACAAAGCUGAUAAGGGAAUGUUUAUUUUUCCAGCCUGUUCUUAGCUGUGUUAAUAAUAACGACGAGAGGUCGUACGAGAAGUUUUAAACUUUCCGUCUCUCUCGUCUGCCCGCCCAAGGAAUAAAGAAUCCUCACAAUAAUCCACCACUGUUAUAACCCCAAUAAACAUUUCCAAGUAUGAGCUUCUUCUUCUGCUCUAGCCCGUCUAUCAAAUGAGUCGUUUACUUUAUUUAGCACAAGACAAUUUCCAAAAGCUCAUUCGAUGUCUUACAGUACACACGUCCAACUAACACAUUUCUCGAGGACAGUUUUCAUAGGGAAAAUUAUGAUAACAAGGCAAGGUCGGUUAUCGAAACUUUUUUGAGAUGGUUGUUUUUUAAAUUCAAAAUCUUUUUGUUUGGCCCGAGUGGAAUAUGACUACUGUAAGCAGUUCUUUUCUACUCUUUUUUCGUUUAUAUCAGAUUCAUUAAUUAGGUUGCCAGUUCGUUUGUUUGUUUGUUCGCUUUUCCAUCUUCACGUCACCUUUCUGAUAUUUUUUGAAAAAUAUUAUGAAGGGGAAAUGAGGAAAUUAACAUUUGAACUGCCAAACAAGCGCAAGCUUGUAAACUCACACAGGUUACAAAAGUCUCGUAAACGCAUUAUGGCAAAACAAGUCAGUUUACCGUUUUGCUCUCUUCUUUAUUAAGAGUGUAAAUAAGGACCAAGUAGUGUGACGGACGGCCUCAUCGCCCAAGUAUCAACUUGCACUCCGGUAGUGCCAGCCACUUACAAUUUCCGUUUGGUAUCCACUGACUUUGACUUCUUCUUUCUGUUCUUCUUCCGAAACAUCUUGUUGUUUGUUUUUCUGAAGGGUCUGACAGAGUUCGGAUGCUGUCCCGAAACCCUAUAAUUACUCUUAUUUCCUCCCGAUCAUGUUCCCACACAAUUUCCGAAAAUCUCCUGUUUCUAAGAGAUGAGGAUGCAGAGGUUGUAAUAAGCAAAAAGUGGAACACUUUUAUACUAUAAUUUUGUCAAAUUCGUGAAUCUUUAGUUUUCAAACCUCGCAUUGUUUUUCCAUUCAAAUGCCAUUCCUCUUUGUCCUUUCUUUCUAUACUUUAUUUCUUUCUGUCUUUCUGUCACUUUCUGUCAUUUUCUAUUUUCCAAUACGAUUAGAGAUUUUGAUCCGUUCUUGAGACUAUUUCGGGCAAUUUCAUUUCUUCCGUUCGUAUCCUUCAUCCUUUACUCGUUUCUAUUUCAAAGGUACGUAAGCAUGUCAUUGGGCUUCUCGUGGCUUCGAAGGAGGUUCAGCUAUUACGAAGAAAAUCAGUUCACCGAGUGUGCCAACAACAAUGACCCUACAAUCCGACUUCAAGGUUGGUUAUUACCAUCAAUCGUUUCUUUACAAUUUUUGCAUCUACCCCAACUUUCAAGUACAUCAUUACCACCAGAGACCGGCAAAUUGUUUUGUUUGUUUUAUUUUCCUCUUAACCUGGCUCUCGCAACUUUCUCAGACACAUUUUUACAACAAUUUUCUGUUUAAUUUUUUGAAAGAGAGAUGCCACAUUGAGAACUGAACGAGAUGACUCUCAAUUUACUUUUCUGAUUUAUUUUUUGACUUGGGUCUCGCUCGGUUAUUUUCGGAAUCGAGUCUGACAAAAGAACGUGCGAGUGUUCAGGCAUUUCACGAGGCCUUGCGAGGCUAAUUGUUAGCUCAGAGCAGUCCAACCUCGUAACUUGAUUGUUACUUGAUAGAUAAACUGCUUCACUACGACUUUUCAACAUAAAACUUGCUGAUGAACACAUUAAAACAGUUUUUUUCUGUAAGGGUUAUUUGACAUUUAUCUUAUAAGGGAUGAGGGAAAAUUUCUCGCAUCAUCACUUUACAACUCACUCGUCUGUUCCCCCAAUGUUGCCACAUCCUUCGUUGUCUUCUUUCCAAACAUAAAACAAUUUUCGUUCAAAUCAUGCAGAGCGCAUCUUUUGUUAUUGUUCAAAACUUUGUUAGAAACGAAACUUCCUCUUCUUUCGCAAAUUUUCAUAGUACAUGGCAAUAGGAAAAUUCAUCAUUGAAAUACUGACCUCGAACAUCAUCCAUGCGCACUCUCGCGCUGCCAUCCAUUUACGGUUAUUAUUGUUCUAUUCGAUCGAAUAUUGUCCCGCCAGAACAAAUUUUCCUUUGACACAUUCCGAGUGACUUUAGUCUGAAGAUGAAGAAACAAGACAAGAUGAGUAGAAGUAAGUAGUCGUAAUCUAAACAAAAUUGGAAUAGGACAGCUUCCCAUCCAGAAAAUGUCAUUUGUCAGUGUUUUCGAUUGCAUCUUUUUCCCGGUUUCUUUCCGCUUCUUCUUCUCCCUAUACACCCUCCAAAUCUUUUAUUUUUUGGUGCCUAAGAAAGUGUCAAAUAUUGCAAGCCAAUUUACACCUCACAUGUGUGUGCUCGGGAAGAGAGUCGUCCUGCGGCUAGUAUUAUCCCUCAAUCUCUCGCCCAUUUAUAUUAUGAAUAUUUGUUAUCUGCUCUCUGGCGGCUUCGGGGUCCAGCAGCAGAGUGAAAAGCCGGCAUCCAUCGACUGUACACGCGCCUGCUUUUAUCCUCGACUAAAGUUCUUGAAAAUUCGAAAAAUGAACAAUUUCUGAUAGUGUUGUUGAGUAGUGAUGGUGCUGCCGCCGAUUGUGUGUGGAUGUGUACGCGACAGUUGCGUGAGAUGCGUGUGAUAUCCGAGAAUUAAGAGAAACUCGCAGGCAAGAGAGACCUUCCAAUCAGAAGACGCAGAGAACAUUGGAGAGCAGCUUGAAGCUCUCGCACACACGAAUGAUACAACCAUCGCUUUUGAUGAUUUGUGAUUUAUUUAUGUCUUUAUGUGGAUCACGUUCCGAAAUAGCGGUUGGCAAUCUCAAGCGAUUUUCAUCUCACUGUACACCUAGAGUUUUUUUUCCGCGUGAAGUGAGGUGAGCAAGUGCCGAAGUGAAGUGAGCAAGUGCCGGAAAUCCGCGAGAUUUCACCUGUUCCCUCAGUUUGCUGUCAACUUUUUCUCCACAGUUUCAACCAAUCUCGUUUUUUUCCUGAUAUAUGAUUAGUAAACACUCGUCGCAGCUUGGUUUUUUAAUUGUUUUCAAUUCCAAGCAGAAUUUGUUUUUUCUGGUUCGAAUAAGGUGUCACUCUCUUUCUAAGCCAAUAUUUGUUUCUCUGAUUACAUUCCGAUUGAUAAAAUCCCCUGGAAUAUCCGCGAAAUUCGACUUUUCUUGCGGCGGCAUUCAACAAUUUUGCAGAAAAAGCAAUAGAUCUCGGUUAUUUUUGAUCAUUUUUGACGAUCAGACGCUCAAAAUGUGCGAAUUUCAUUUCUCUAUCGAUUUUGUUUGCUGAAAACUUAAAAGGCCACUUAUUUUUUCUAAUUUGUCAAAACUUUCGUAGUUCUCAGUGACUCACCUCCUGUUGUUGGCGACUUUUUUUCGGUCAACCCUUUUCUCGUAUGGAUAUGCGAAACAAAAGACGAAGAGAUGAUUAUGGCCAAAUACAUAAAAGUGAGCGCUAUUCCUGAACGUCCUUCACAUCUUUCUCUCGUCUUUUUUCUUUCCUUCUGAUUAUCUCAUUAUCCGGAAUGUAGUACUAUUCUUCCUGUCACUCACCUGCUAUCGGGCGGUCUCGUACAUUCUCAUAGGCCUGGAACACUUCCAUUCCGAUAUGAUCAAUUACCUUUUCCUUCAUUUCAUUCUGGUUCGCAUACCUUUUAUGCCCAGUUGACCAGCCUUUCACAGAAAAUGCUUCCUCGCUCACUAUUCUCUCUAAAAUUGUGUAUUUUCUGUUGAUGUUCUUUUGUUUUCCUCUCUGAGAACACAUUUCCUGUAAUUGGGGUUCAAGACCACUCUUUCCACAGGAGGUGCAAUAGUUUCCUACUUCCUUUUCCUUUUCAGAAUGUGUUCAGUAUGGUCGGCGCCGGCAACGACUAUACAUUCAUAACCCUAUUGCCUCACCCUAUUAAAAAUGGACAGUAUUGCUUUUUCAUGGGAAAACUUUAAGAUCUCGCCGCUUUUGAUGUUAUGUUUGGAGAUUUUCGUAUCAAAAAGAAAAAUAGUAAUUUGACACCUAGAUUUUCUUCUUGUGUGGUCACUCUAGCGGUCAUAUGAGACCGUUUUGUAAACAUAUAAUUGCAAUAGGGAGCGACAAUAGGGGCUAGAGUGAUCUAGCGCACAUGUCUUUUUUGCCCUUUGUAACCCCAUUGUUGCAAUUCUCCCACUCAAAAUUAUCAGGUUAUUCCGUCGGGAGCAAUCUAUUGAAAAUCGAUUUUGAAAAGUUCUUCAAAUGACAAUCCAGAACAAAAAAUACUACAAACAACUGAUUCUUCUAAUAGUAAGCGGUGCCCAAGAUUCCUCUUUUUCAUUGGUUGUGUAAACUUCGGCCUUUUGUUACACGCAUCUCUAUAAAUCACCAUUACAUUCUCCAAGAUGAGGGGGUGGUCUCUCUCUCUCUCUUUUACUCUCUAUAUUCCUUUUCUGAGUGGUCCACUUUGAGUAUCAAUUACUCCAAGCAAAUCCUCUAGUAUUACCUGUCAAUCGUGAGAUUGGUUAAUGGAACGAGGAACGGAAAGAGCAUUUCCUCAUUCUCAUUGGUAUCAAAGUAAUGUAUUCCAAACUAUUUCACUUGUUACUAAAAUACUGCACCGAAUCAGUGAUUGCUUUGAAUGGUGAGCUCUAUAAUAAUCUUUUGAAAAAUCGGCAAAUGUGCAUCAUUUACAUUUAUACGGCCGAGAUAUACGUCUUACUACAACAUCCAUCAUCAUCAUGAUGCGUGUUUUUCGUAUAGUAGAGGCCAAGUCAAUGAAGAAGAGUACACUUAUUAUUAUUAUUCCCAAUGUUCUUUUCAAGAGCCAAACUUUUCUUUGAUACAUCCUCUGAAGCCUCAGUUGGUUCUAGACGCCAUUCAAACUACCUACUUUCCCUUUUCUAUAUCAAUUAUCAUCUUUCUCUUCGUUGCUUCCACUCGAGUUAUCUCAGGGUGUGUAAUAGUGGAUGGAAAAAGAGAAGGAGAAUACGUUUCGAGUGGUGACAAAUGGGUGUCAUGUUCUUAUCUCAAACAAGCCUGAUCACUCCGCUACGUCGGGAUCAGGAUUGGAAGCGGGCGUAACUGCGCAAUGCUUAUAGUGAGCCAAGCUCACCUUUUCUACACGGUUUGAUUUUAGCUUCCUAUCUUCUUUGGUGAAGUCGGUUUUAUUUUAAAACUAAAAGGACAGACAUAUAGACAAACAUUCCUGCCGCCUCCAAAAUCCACCAUUGCCUAAUAGCCGGGUCAUUUGCUAGGAAUGAAAAUUAGAUGUCGGACAGUUAAUGCAUUGGAAAUAUCGAAAGUGCUCAAAAUUUUUCGUCGUUCUAUUUCUUGACUAGAUUUUAUCUCAUUGGCAGUUUUCCUGGUUCUCUCAUUCUGCAGAGUCCCAUCUCGUUUGCGUAUGUGUGAGAUGACAACUGAUCCCUAAUCUAAACGACCAUUUUGUGCAGCUCUCUCUCUCUGUCUCCCAAUUUCCUACACUUUUCAAAAAGCCCUACCUUCUGCUCACGCAGUUCUGAGAAAAGAAUAAAUUGGCUCCCUCUUCGGUAACUAGGAUCACAAGUAUCUAAAAGUCACCUUUCGAUCUCUCAACUCUUGGUGAUCUAGUUUCGGUAAGCGUUCCGCAGUGAAAGGAAGACAAUAGGUGAGCAGGAAUGGCAUUAACGCGCUAAAAUCCUCAUAAUCCGAUUAGUUCACACGCUAGCUUCCGAUGAGAACACAACAUGCAUAACCGUUUUUCUCCGCCUCACGAAAAGUGUUUGUUCCAACACUGUUAACUUGUUUUUUAUUCUCCAUCCACAAUUCAACAUUUUUCAGGAUAUCGACAACACAAUCGUGAGCAUGAAGUAGACCAACGAAUGACUCAAAGUAUGAUCACGGAACGAAUACAACGAUCGCAGUCUCCGGUAGAUGUGAGCCUCGCUCUGAGUGAAGAUUCGACGAUAACAAUAACCGAGUUGAACAACAGGUAAUCACUGUGACUUUACUGAACUGAAACAGUUACGAGAAUGUGAGAAAAGUCAGAUCUUUCAGAAGUUGUUCGCCUUUCAAUGCCAACUUCAUAAAUGCGACUCCUGCCAUGAGACGAAGACGAAGUCACAUGGGGGUUCGGCAAAGAAACUAUCGAAUAAUGGAUCAUAACGAGUCGAAGUACAUCCUUCAGCAACAGAGCAGUGCAACAGACGAAAAGAAAGGAACUCUCCUCCGUCGAAAGAGCAGCAAGAAAAUGAUUGAACCGUUAGUACUGAAGAUUUUAAAGAGUCUAUGAUAACUUCUGUUUUAGAGUUCCAAUGAUCAUCACUCCUCCAGUUUUCAUGGCUCGAUCACAGUGCUGCUCUGUUUGCAGCAAAGAGAAAAAGUAAAUCUCCGUUUCUCUCCGUUUUGUUCCGGUUAAUUCGCGUUUAACCUCUGACUUUUUUUCCUCUUUUUUGAUUAGUAUCCUGUUCUGUGAGGAAAUAGGCGAAGCAAAGAGAAACAUCGUACUUGGAUUCUUUCUAAAGAAGUUUGGGUUUUUAGGAUGCUUUUCGAUGUUCUCAAAACAGAUAAUGAUUAGCGGAAAGAACAUUACAAGAAUAAUAGUGACCUUUUCCUGUCAAAGCAUUAUUACAAUCUCACCAAUUCAUCUUGCGAGCGCGAAAUGAAAAGUGAUUUGUCUGCCCGUCCCGUUUCGAGGUUUUCGUAAGCAAAACCUUUCCGAGAGAUACCUGCACAGAGAGAUUUUAUUCUCUUUGUUUGUUUUCUCGAACAAGUGUAUUUGUUUCCUUCCUCAUCCCUUGCAUACUUGAGGAUCGAUGACGAAACUGUCAAAAAACAUGCGUGUGCGUCGUCCAUCGGUGUCGCAAGGUGCUCUAGUAGUUUCAUGCUGCGUCCCCUUGUUAUCCAAUCGCCAGGAAGUGCAAUGGCUUCGAAGCUUUCAAUCAGGUUAUCGUCGGAUGAAUUCACGUCUUUCCAACUUUUUAAUCGUAGUGUUUCCUCGUGUUCAAGGUUAAAACGGUCACUCACCACACCACACAUUUAUGCAUCGAAAUUGUGUAUGCCUAGACCUAGCAUCAGACUGUCUGUUUCUCCAAAAAAAUUCUUGUCAUUUUCAACUAUUGGGAACAUAAACCCGUUAUGCAAUAGUCCCCCCCCCCUCUUCUUUUCAAUCGUUCCAUUCCUCUACAGCUUUUGUUUGUUGAGCUUCUCUUCUUGACCAACAUGAUAUUGCUCACACGGCGUAUUUAUUGUGAAAAAGUUUUGCUACCGGUCUGUUGAAUGACCCAUUUUGUCGUUUGUCAAGCCGCUUAAUUUGGCUAACUCAGCAUAGCUUACGAGUUUCUCUUUUUUGGCCGCCAAAUGGUGGUAGAGAAGUUUGUAGAUAUUUAGAAAUGCCCUUUCCGAUUAGAUGACCCAAUUCUUCAACUUACAACUAUAAUUGCAUACAAUUUAGAAUCAAGGUGGACACUUCUGUUUUCUUGUUCAUUUCGCCCUUCAAAUAUACACCUGGAAAUAGGAAAACUAGAAACUAGCCGCCAGGAACUGUAAAACCGCUAACUUUCUCUCCUCUUCUCUUUCAUUGUUCGUCUUUUUCUGAUAUUAAGGGAAGAGAGAGAGAAGAGAAGAUGUGAAAAAGUGACAACACACCCAGCUAACUGCUGUUGGUCUAUUAUUAUUAUAAGUGCUAAUAGUAAUAUUACACCCUCUCUAUGUCUUGCUAAUGAUCACUUGUAGUGUCCACAUCCGCCACCAGAUCACCAGAUCCUACUAGUAACUGUAAGUAAGUUGAACUUCUUCUCCCUGCCUUUCUUCUUCGCAUCCCUAUUUAGCCACUAAAGAUUGGGACUAAAAUAAACAAAUGACAUGAUAAUCGCAUGAUUUCGGCGGCGAAGCCUGAGGUUGAGCCAAAAUUCGAAACAUUCUUUCUUUGUGGGCAAACAUUGAGAGCAUGUUUCUGCCGCAAUCCCCCCAGCAUUCUCUUUACAACCCAUCUCUACUUUUUCGCGCCGCACAAGUUAUUAGGAAGCUCGUUUCGAUUGUUUCUGAGUUGUUUCUGUGGUCUGUACAAGUACUUGGCUCUAAUGUUCACAAAACUUGAUAAGUUUACCUCUUUUUGUGCCAUUUGUCGCUCGCCAAAGCUUUUUGCUGCUACUACUAUUGUCGGUCUCUGCUCGUAAAUAUAAGUGACGGGACAUGCCCGAAUUGGCUGCCCGUGGACACCAGAGACGCGAAAUUUUUUUUAUCUUCGUGAGCACAUCGCUCGGAAAAUUCUGGUAACGGUUUUUCUGCAGUCCCACACAUUUAACUUGAUGCCUCUACAUACGAUUAGAAUAUUCCAUUCAAAUCGUUCGUUCGUUGAUGACCUUUGCGACCAAACUUUUUUUUCGCGUUCUUUUUUUCAUCGCUUUGCAGGAUAACCACUAUUAUUACAACGUCCACGAAGGACGUAUCUAAUCGGUUUUGAAUGUGUUCUUAAUAUUUAAUGCCGAAAAUUGUCGUCUUCAUAUCAUUCUUUAGUGCUCCCGUUUCGGACCGUUCUUUCUGUUUGCAAACGGAUUUUCCGCAUCGUCGCCUUUUUUCGCUUUCUUUUUCGAGUUUCACUCAGGGAAGUGUAUCAAUUGUCUUUUCACAUCCUAUGUUGCUCAUGGUGACACGUUUCGAAUGUUUUGUUUUCUUCCCACGGCCUCCUUCCAACUUCUGUGCGCUAUUCUUCUUUUUUUUCUCUCCUUCCCGUAUUUCUUAACACUUUUGUGCAUGGGCUCAUAUUUCAAGACACUUUGUCUUCUUUUUUGUAGAGAAGGUCAUAGUAGUAUCAUGUUCCCUCCUCUUAGGAAAGUGUUUCUUUUCUUAUUUCUAAUGGAAUGUUCGUAUCACAAGUCGCGCAAACACAAUUCCCGUUUUACUUCAUUUGCAAUUCAAUUAAAUCAGAGAACCUCGUCUACAUAUUUUGUACACUGUCAUUUUUUGACUAAUUUGUCAAUCCAAUCCGUUUCUAAGAAAGUUCAAUCCUCGCUAAGGAUGUGAACAAUUUGGUCGACGAACACUUAGGAUCUUUUGAAUUCCUUUUCCGUUCCAUUUUCUUCGUCUCAAUUUGAGUUAUCACAUUUUCGUAUGCUUUCUCUUGUUUUGUUUUUGGAGCGUUCCAAUUCCUGCCACUGUUUCCAAAAAAACUGACGCCUCACUUGUGAAACGUCCAGUUUCCAAAGCUCAUUUUCCUUCGCAGCCCCAUAAAUUUAGUGAUUUAUUUCCCAAUCUGUGUAUAUAUAGGCAGCCCAGCCUAAGCUCUUCACAUUCUACUUUCACCUUCACACCCUCAUCUAUUUUUCUUGCAGCACAUACACAGUGUCAACGCGAACGCAAUCGUACCCUCUGGAAAGUAUGCCGACGAUAUCUUCGGAUCGGACGGCUGACGAGGUUUCCAUUUGUCUGCAACUGGUAAUUCAGCUUACUUUAAUCAUUUUCAGGAGUCCGCUCGACACUCGUUUGUCUCCAAUUCAACUGGCUACAGCAGUGCCCGGUCGUCUCUCCGCAGUUCCGAUGGAGGAGAUGAAUCCAACAACAAUGCGAACUCUGUGGGAAACCGGGACAGCGCCAUCAGCAGCAGCUUCUCGUUUUCUUCGCAAUCCUCUGCUCGAAGAUCAGCUUUGCUUUCCAAAGGAGCUCUAACACAUCUGGACCGCAUUGCGAUUGAACUCUUGGACACAGAACGUUCUUAUGUGGAAGAUUUGAGCGCGGUUAUCAAAGGAUACAUGGACUUUUUGGUGGAAGACCGCGAGAAGCUCAAAGUUACACUAGACUCUAUUUCUUCACUCUUCGGAUGCAUUGAACGAAUUUUCGCUUUUAACAAGCAGCUGUACACUCAGUUGGAUGCCGCGGAUUUGGACUGUGUGAAAGUGAGAUUCAGGGUCACUUGAAUAGUUUUCAUUUGAGUAAUCCUUCUAGAUGAGCAAAUGUUUCGUUGAUAAUGAGGGGAACUUCGAAGACUACAUUGAGUACUGCACCAACUAUCAUCGGUAAGAGAUGUGUUUGAAGAUCGUCUGGCAAAUUACUCCUUCCAGAAUGAUGUCUGCCCUUUACCUUCUUCAACAACAGCCGCUGGUUGCUAAAGCAUUGCAAGAGCGUCAGUUAGCUCUGGGACACUCAUUACAGUUGUCUGCUUACCUUUUGAAGCCAGUUCAACGUAUUCUAAAGUAUCAUCUGUUUUUGGAGGUUGGAACACCUUCAUUUGCUUUUUAUGUAUGCUACAUUCAGAACAUUCUUAAAAACAUGCCCUCCAGCACAAGGUCCGAAGAGCUGCAUCAAGUAAAGCGCGCUCAUGACGUCAUGACUUCGCAGGCUUCACGCAUAAAUGACGAGAAGAAGAAAGCAGAGCACAUUGAGAGAGUUGGACAGUUACAAUCGACACUCCAGAAAUGGAAAGCUGACGAGGUAUAUAGUUAUUUUAAGGAAGCACCCGUACUCUGAAUUCUUUCAGAUUCAAAUCAGCAAUUUGUCGGCGUAUGGUGAUUUAUUGUUAGAAGCAACGUUCCGCCAAGCUGGUUCUAAGACCACACGCUUAUUGUUCCUCUUUGAGGAAAUGUUGUUAAUUGUCAAGCAGAGAGGUUCAAACUAUGUUUGCAAAGAUUAUAUCAUGGUAAUUUACUGCAGUAAGGAUAAACUCUUCAGUUCAAGAAUACUAUUUAGUGCUCAAACUUGAUGCUCAAUGAGUGGAUUUGUCCUGAAGAUCCACUAUGCUUCCAAGUCCUCUCAUUUGAUAAUCCACGAGCUCAAUAUGUGUUCCUAGCCGCUUCAAUGGAUCAGAAGCGUGUUUGGAUGCAAGAAUUGAAGAGGAUGAUGCUCGAUCAUUAUUCUGUAGAAAUCCCGGAGAAGACAAAACAGCUUAUGCUUAGCAUUGACAAUACUAAAAUGGUUCCUUUUGGAAGACCUGAGUUUGCCGAAGUGUCUUUGAAAAAUCAUAAAAAAGUACCGAAGUAUCUGGAGAAAAGAAGGAAGUCGGUGGACGCGAAGGAAGAGAGCAGCCGGAGGCGAAGUUUGUCAGCAUCUCGCUUGCUCGGAGGCAGCAAGACAUCAAUAUCGGAGCCAAUUAGAGAAGAACAGAAGUGCACGUGCCACAUGAACGGAGGAGCUUUCAAUGGCGCCAAUCCAACCACGUCAAGAUCUAUUGUGAGUUUGCAAAUUUUUCUUUUUUUCUAUCACUCACCUAAUUACUAAUCUAGAUGCGUCCCUUUCUAACCCUCAAAUCCCAACCUCUAUCACUGGAAUCUAAUUGUCGUCCGCCAGUGUGUCGAACGCAGUCUGCUGCAACAAUCGAUCUUAAUCAGGUGAUUAGAUUUCACACUUCUUUAACACGUUUGCUUGCUAUUGGAGAUUGGAGCUGCACCUGUCUCUUACCUGAAAGGAUUUUGUUAAAUGACAGUCAGCUGUCACUUUUAUUAAAAUUUUAUUAAACAUUUAAAUAUGUCAGAUAAGCAUCACUGAGCCUAACAGCGCAGCCGUGAUGUCCUCUAGAAGUAGGUACCAACAAGCCAGGAAUCGGAGGCUUCCUCCUCGUCACAAUCAAGAGGUACACAUGAUUUUGAACUUGGAAAAACACUCCCUCAUGCCUUCAGUCUCGAUCUACAUCUGGGCGUCGACUAGGAGAAGAUGAGAUUGAUAAAACAUUUGACCAGCUUUAUGAAGAACUUGUUUCGUGUGGAGACUCCGUCAAGGUACUUUAUUAUUAUUGCUAUUUAUUUAGGCCGUGGGGGAGGAGAAUAAGCAUAAAAGGAAUGGUUUAUGCCGGAUACUUUCUAGUUUAAUGAGUGAUGCCUGGUUUAUUGAUUAUGACUAAGCAAUCUGAAUAUUGACCGAAUUGCAAAGUUCCUGAAAUGUUUCAUUUUUAUCAGAAAUGACUUUGCAGACGAGCACAUCAUUCGCCCCGUCACACAACCGCACCCAACGUCAAAAAUCGGAGGCGCCGACGAGUACUGUAACGACCAUCACUGUUGCAGCCACUCCUGCCACUGCCACGCUUUCUGUUGCCGAGUGCACGGUAGUCAACUGGAAUUUAAAAAGAACCGAACGUUCAUGAAAUGGUUUUAGAAUACAAAGCUCCGCUCAAAAUCGUUGACCAGGCUGGAUGAGUAUGAAGCUGAACCAAUUUGCUUGAGACCGAGCAUUGAAAGGAGAUAUUCAAAAGUGGAUCAAUUAAAGAAAAGAUCCCGAAAAUAUCAAGUGAAUCAGGAGCCAGAAGCAGCAGAUGUGCUUCGACCGAGUGUAGGUAGAUUUUCGCUGACAGAACACGAGAUCAUCAUACAUGGAGAGGUAUUAUAUAAAUCAUGAUCAAACACGAAUGUAAAAUUGUAGGAGCCCUACAGACGAAAUUCCGGCCGCCAACGAACCCCGCUUACUGCUCAACAAGCAGCCGAACUCGACGACUACUUCCCCUCCUCCAUGAGCUCAAACCUUCAGUCUUGCUCUAGCAGCGCUUCUGUAACUCCAUCCAAGACACCGAUGAUACGCCAGUAUGAAAAUGCAUAA